AUGGCCGAAGUUCGACGUCGAAAAGUCGAUGACACUGCUGCUUCUGCUGGAGAAGAAGAUGCAGCGAAUAAUUCUUUGGGAGCCAGUGCUGGAACAUCCGAAGCCGAUAAACGAAAUUCAUCGGCAGCUGAAUCUUCAGAUCAUAUUGAAUCGGAAGAUGAAAAAUUACCCGAAGAGAAAUUUGUGGAAGAAUUGUCGAAAAAUCUACCACAAGGUACGGAUAAAACGCCAGAAAUUCUUGACUCGGCAUUAAAGGAUUUGCCAGAUAGAUGGAAAAAUUGGGUUAUUCGUGGCAUAUUCACUUGGAUUAUGAUUUGUGGUUUCUGUCUAAUCAUUUAUGGCGGACCAUUGGCGUUAAUGAUUACGACCCUAUUGGUGCAAGUGAAAUGUUUCCAAGAAAUCAUUUCGAUUGGCUAUCAAGUCUAUCGUAUACAUGGCCUACCAUGGUUCCGUAGCUUAUCAUGGUAUUUCCUAUUGACUUCCAAUUACUUUUUCUAUGGUGAAAAUCUAGUGGAUUAUUUCGGUGUGGCCAUUAAUCGAGUGGAAUAUUUGAAAUUUAUGGUCACCUAUCAUCGUUUCCUCUCCUUUGCCUUAUACUGCAUUGGAUUCGUCUGGUUUGUUCUGUCGCUGGUCAAGAAAUACUAUAUGAAACAAUUCAGUUUGUUCGCCUGGACUCACGUUUCAUUGCUGAUUGUUGUCACCCAAAGUUAUUUGAUUAUACAAAAUAUCUUUGAAGGCUUAAUUUGGUUUAUUGUACCCGUAUCGAUGAUUGUGUGCAACGAUGUUAUGGCCUAUAUGUUCGGUUUCUUCUUCGGCAAGACGCCACUGAUUAAGCUGAGUCCGAAAAAGACAUGGGAGGGCUUUAUUGGUGGUGGCUUUGCAACUGUUAUUUUCGGCAUAAUAUUCUCAUACAUUUUGUGUCAUUAUCAGUACUUCGUUUGCCCCAUUGUCUAUUCCGAAGAAUUGGGCAGCAUGUCGAUGAGUUGUGAGCCAAGCUAUUUGUUUACUCCCCAGGAAUAUAGUUUGAGUGUGUUUGGCAUUGGAAAAUCGAUUCGUGUGAUACCCUUCGUUUGGCAUUCAAUAUCCUUAAGUCUGUUCAGUUCAAUAAUUGGUCCAUUUGGUGGUUUCUUUGCCUCUGGCUUUAAAAGGGCAUUUAAAAUUAAGGAUUUUGGCGAUAUGAUUCCUGGCCAUGGUGGCAUUAUGGAUCGUUUCGAUUGUCAAUUUUUAAUGGCCACUUUUGUAAAUGUUUACAUUUCCAGUUUCAUUAGAACACCAUCGCCAGCUAAAUUAUUAACACAGAUUUACAAUCUUAAACCGGAACAACAAUUGCAAAUCUUUGAAUCACUUAAGGAAACACUGGGUGAUGCUCUAAAUUAAGUUAGCCUAUC
Messenger RNA from Musca vetustissima, 1388 nucleotides. RefSeq names its product phosphatidate cytidylyltransferase, photoreceptor-specific. NCBI's taxonomy places the organism in Eukaryota, Metazoa, Arthropoda, Insecta, Diptera, Muscidae. The record is from RefSeq and is a predicted model, not a curated record. Bases 1 to 1377 code for a protein of 458 amino acids. Gene Ontology annotation, cellular component: endoplasmic reticulum membrane. Gene Ontology annotation, molecular function: phosphatidate cytidylyltransferase activity. The transcript has 9 exons.